GGAUGAGCAGGUCAGGAUUUGGAGAAUUAUUGCUGUACAAACACUCACUUAGCAGCGCUUCUGAAACAUCACUGAACAUCGAAAAAUAACACAUAAACAACAACUUAAAGCAACUUUGAGUAUAACUCUGUUGUACUGUUAUCAAUGAGCUUAAAUCAGUGCUGUUCCUACCUUGAUUUGAUCAGUCCCUGCUCCACUCCCCACGCCAUCUCUCUGACCGCAUUAGUGAUUUCAUAUCUUGACGUGUAGGCGAAGCACACAUUAAGGAAACAUCUGUAAAACACACAGAAACACACACAGUUUACUUACAAUCAACACAAUACAAUCUAUCUUAGUGUGGUUGUAAAAGUGAAGCCAUUAAUGUUUACAGUUACAGCAGUGAGUCAUUAUUAAAUAAUUACACAUACUUAUUAUGGGAUUUGGUUGUGACCACAGCUUUGGCAAUGAGCUGCUGAAGGUCAAGUGGCAGCAUGUUUAAGUCGCCCAGCACCCGGAUACACACACCGUGCUUCUCCAGGUUUUCCCUGAAGGAGAGGAGGGACAAAAGGAUUUCAUGAAUGAAUAAAAAGAAACGAGAAAAACAUGAAGACGAGCAGGAAGGACGAGAAGAAGAGCGGUCUGUUUAUGCAAGCACCUGAAACAUUUCCGCCAGCAUCUCCAACACAAAGGUGCUUCAUCGCAGGAGUUUCUACUGAUCGGCGCAUUAUAAUGACACUUCACCAAAAGCAUUGUGCAUCCUAAGUUAUUGUGUAAAAGGUGCCUUCGCCAUCAGUCAUGCAGCAUCAUCUUUGAGACAGCAGCUCUCUUAAUUACACUGACAAAGCUGCAAAAGUCGAAUCGCUGUUGGUUUCAGGAUGAGUCAGGGACAUUUGCAAUACAACAGGUGACUUUGAUUUGAUGUUUUCACAAGUUGUAUUCAUUAUUGGGGAUGAAACCAUAGAAAAAGGAUGAGACUGAGAGCAAAGUGAGAAACGAGCCUGCAUUUUAGCUGUGGUAUGUGUUGCUAAGACAAGGGACAGAACAGAGGAUUACACUGUUGAUACCACGGUGUCUCUUUUAGAAAGACUUCACAGAGCCCAAGAUUGUAAACUGAUGAUGUGCAGAAAGUCUGUUCUAAAAAGCAGGAAAGUAGUCAUUAUUGUCAAAUGUAUAAUAACUACAGGCCACAGGUGUCAAACUCAAGGCUCGGGGGCCAAAUCUGGCCCAUGGAACAAUUAUAUCUGGCCAACAAGAUCAUAUCAUACUUGUAUUAUUAUUGGCCAACCAGUAUGAAGUCUGCAGAUUUCCUCCAGUAUGAUAAUGUAAACUUUAGCACCAUUAUCUAAAAUGUCCUUAAUAAGCCACGAAAAUCUGGCAAAUUAUAGAGUAAGGAAGAUUUGAUAAAUAGUCAAGAACGUGGGGGGGGAUAUUUGGUGUUUUGUUUCAUGUUUUCAAUUUUGCAUUUCAAGAUUACAAGUCAAACAUGAUUGGAUUUUUUAUUUCAUGCUUUGAUUUUGUUCAACUCAGUAUUCGGACUUGUGUCAUUUUUAUACUUUAGAUUCCAAUUUUAAAUUUAAGUCAUACUUUGACCUUUUAAACCUGAUUUCAACGUUCUCCUCGUGUAUUUUCUCUUUAAAUGCAUUAUUUUUCUAUUUUUAAUAUCAUGCUCUGAUCUUUUGAACUAAUUAAUAAAAAUAGAAUAAAAAAAUAAAAUGUUUCUAUCUCAGAUUGCCUUUAAACUUAUCUUUUUAGAAUUUCAAACACCCCUGCAGUGCCGGUAUCUGAUUGUGUAUUUAUAUUCAAGUGUAAAGUUACAGCAUUACUAUAUGAAUAAAAAAAAACAACAACUGCAUAAAAGAUUUGCUGGUUCUUGCAAUGAAAGUCAGUAUGGGCAAAAAUAGCAACAGAAAUAAUUGAUAUCAUACACUUUUAAUUUGGUGUCACAUUUUUUCUGCACUCAAGGAUAUUCCAGGACAAGUCCAAGGAAAAUUCUACACAAUAGUCGAUGCAGUUGUUGGUUCCCCUCAUUUGUUACGGAAGCAACAACAGACUGAGGAGCUACUCCACUCAUUGAAGGUCUUAAAAUUUCUUCUGUUAAACUCACCGCUCCUCCAGUAGUUUCUCAAAUUUCUGCUUGGCCAGCUCCAUCAGCCCGUCCACUUCAUCUUUGGUGCGUUUGAAGUUCUCGAUGCUGAAGGCGUACACUGUGACCUCUUGGAUAUUCAGAUGUUUGCACCAACGUAAUGUCUGGAGUAAAAGUGAACAGGUGGAGAGCAGGAGUUACACACACCUGACAGGAUUCUUUUAUCACUGCACAAAAGACAGAUCUUAAUCAGGUCACAGCCUCACCUCUGCCAGCUUGUUGAAGCCCUGCAUGUGCCCUUCCUGGCGCUCCAUGUGUUUCUUACGAGCAAAGCGACGGUUUCCAUCCAUGAUGAAGGCCACAUGUUUGGGCAUGGGUCCAGCCUGGGGGGGACACAGUAAAGAUCAGGGACAAGGAGGAGAUUUGGCUCAUAGCAAUGGAGAAAAUUAACCAACGGCACAGCUUUGGAGAGCUGCACUCUGUAGUUUCUGAGCUCAUGAGUCAAAUAAUCUCCAUUUAUAGCUGCUAAUGUGAAAGAUCGCUCGUCUUUUACGACUGAACACUGAAUAUGAUUGAAUGGUUACCAAAAACAAUGAAAAAGGGUUCUUUACUUUGCCUAAACUAUUUGCUGGCAUUUCUCCAACUAUUUUCCGUCUUAGCGAGUGAAAUAUUUGCCUUUGGGCUCCCGGGAAGAACUUUCAGUUUGGGUUGAUUUUGGCGACCUCUUGUGGACAGAGCGGCACUGUUGUCCCUUACCUGAUCCUGUUCUAAACAUGUCAAAGUGUGCAGUUACCCAACAAUAAAUCUCAUCCUGGCAUCUAAAAACUGUUGGUUCUAUCACUCAAGCAGAUCUCUACCCCAUCCAACCCCUGCCCAUCAUUUACAGUGAGGAAAAUUAGCUCCAGAACAAAAUAAAUCUUGUUGCUGAUGAUCUGAUUUGCUUUUGUAGGUCAUACAGAUGUACACUAUCCAUCUCAGUCUAUCUCAUGACUAGACAAAAUCCCUUACAGGCGCUUGCAGCAAAUAAGGGAUUUUAAGAUACAUACUGACACAUAUGUUUUGAACCCUGACACAUAAGUUGGCGUAAUAUUUGUAUCAGCAGAUAAAAGCUUAAAAGUUCAUCAUCGGUAUCAGCAUAUUUAAGGCUAAGGUGAUGCUUCUGUGUUCCCCAACAAUGAGCGAGCUUCAGCAUGUCAGCGGUAUGGAAGUAUUUUGAAGAGUUGAUGAGCGAAAAUCUUUUGGCAAUGAUGUUGCACAACACUGGGAAAAAACUGCCAAAUGUUUUCUUUCUGCGAAAUGUAAUGCAUUAGAAAAUAUUCAGGAAAUUAAACCACAGAAACAGUGGUGUGUCUUGAUGUAAGUGGCAAAAUCUGACCCUCCGCCUACAGAAAAUGAAAAAAUAACACUGAUCAAUACUGUGUUAAAAAAUUAAUAUUAAAAAGCACAUAUUAGCCAUAAUAACCCACAGUUUCUUUCGUCUGUCUGAUGUUCUGCACAUUAUCUGAGUUUGCAACAUGUUUCCUCUGAAUUUCAGAUACGUCCAAUCAGCAGUUUUUUUAUCACUUAAUUACCACCAAUUAAUCUGAGGUGAGAUCACAAACUUCUGAUGGUAUAAAAUCAGAGCCAAACAAUUCAUACCUCUAUCUAACUGGUACAAUAGCCUUACUUAGAGAUUUCAUAUUUAGGGCAACAUACAAAGGUCUUAUAGAGAUGUUUUCUUGCAAAUGCUCAGACUGCAAUAUGGAUACAUUUGGGAUUGAAUGUGAAGCCCUCAUAUGCUGUGCUUGUAAAGUAAAGAUUAACUGCAUUUAGACAUAAUCAGCAUCAAGUAUUUGAAACAAUUUUGAUUUUUAAGUACCUCUAGUGGCUAAAGGAGUCCAUCCAUAUUAAAAUAUGUAUGUACAGAGCCUACUCACCCGGUUUUCAACCAUCAGUGGGUAGUCUUGAUUAUUUUGAGGAAAAGAUCUCAUGUAUUUUUGGAUCAUGUGCCAAAAAUCCAUGAGAUGCAGAAAGUGCAGACAAUCACAGAUGUAUAAUCAUGCAAAUAAAACCGCAGUUUCAGGCCUUACCUUUAGUAUAUUUGCAGAAAUCUUCUCCAGCAGGUUUAACUCUCCUUCUCUGAUCCACGACAUAUUCAGGCUUUGAACGGGCUAAAAAUAAGUUGAGAUUUUUUAACAGAUUUUUGACGCCUAACCUGAUUAUCUAACUUAAACUAUGAUUUUUAAAAAUAGCUAAAUGACUAAUUAAACUAAAGAAAAAAUAUAUUAUUAUUAAAUAAUUCAAAAAUGUUUCAUCUUCAUGCAGGUUAAAACUGAUUCAGCCUGACUCACGAGACAGGCAGAAAAAUGUAAGCGCUCGUGACAGCUGCGAGGUUAUAAAAGCACUGACCUACUCACAGUCGAUCCAGAAAACACAUACUGUUCAUGUACAACCCUUUAUUCAUUCAAAAUAUGAAAUCUCAUCCUAAUCUACUCCCGAAAUUACAACGAUUUUAAUCACAUCUCACAGACCUUCCAACUCACAGCUCUAACGAUGACGAUCACUUCCGCAUUGGAGUAAAGUGACGCAGCGGCGCGGUGACGUUUUCCUGUCACGUGUUUGUGGAUUUGAAAUUCAUGUGGAUGGACUGUACUGAUGGUUGAACAUCCAUGAGUUUGAUUGAAGGAUUUGUCUGUUUUUGAUUAAUUUGGAGUGGUGGUUCUCAGGUUCCUCAGGUUAGAGAAUGUAGCUGUGGUAUUGUUUCUCAUUUUAGUGUCUGUUAAUCAUAUUUCAUACUGCUCAAUCAUAAAUUGUGUUCCUCUUGUCUGUCUACCUGAAGGGACGGCCAGAGCCUCAAUGGGGCCUCAAGCAAAAUUUGAUUUUGGUGCCCUCUGUUUCUGCCAAUAAUACUGAUUUUUAAUCACACACCUUCACAAAUCUCUUUGAUUAACAUUCCCUGACAUGCAAACAUUCCUUUAUCUUGGCGUUUUUUUCUCUUCUUCCUGAAGGAUAUGUCCUUUUUUGGAACAUUGUUUUGCCCCACAACUACCUGCGCUUUGGAUGCUCAGUGCACAUUGCACAGCAGAAGGCGCAUAACAGUAGCGGAGCUUUGACAUAUCCACAGUAAGAAUCAACGGCCUACAUCAGCACUAGCAUUAAAAUGUUUUUACUUUAUUUUAUUUUAUUUUUACAAUAAUAUAUAUUUGAUCAUACAGAAGGCAUCACUUAUACAUGCAAAAAAUAAAAACUAUUUAAAUUUUUUUUUAAUUUCUCUUGGGGGCCCCCAAUUGAAUGUAUAAAACUUUUGUGUACAAAAAUUGGUAUCGUCUGACUGAUAUCAGACCUCAAUGGCCGAUAUCUGAUGCCAAUAUCACACUAUAGUUUAUUUUUUAAAUAGAAAAUACAACAACUGAAUAAAAUAUAUCAACUGAAUAUGUAUUUGAUCAUACAGAAAGCAUCACUCAUACAUGCAAAAAAUAAAAAAAUAUUUAUCAUUAUUAUUAUCAUUCUUUUUUUUUUUUUUGUCUCUUGGGAGCCCCCUAUUGGCCGCGGGGCCCUAGGCAGGCGCUCAAUUCACUUAUGCCUUGCGCCGGCUCUGGGGACAGCAGAAGGAAUCUUGCCUUAUCAGCCACACCUCCGAGUUGCAACACAUCUCCUCUCACUGAAUGAGAUUAAUGUUUGUAGUCAGCCUACAUGGCCCUUGACAAACUGAACUUAACUAAACUAAUAAUUGAACCCUUUAACCCCUGCAACAGAGAUAUGUUGUUGAUUUUUUAUUGCAUUAUUUUGUGAUAGGAGUUAAUUUCAUUUGUUUGGUUGCAAAAACACAUCAACAAACAUGAAAAAAAUAUGACAAUAAAUCACAAACACCAAUCAGACACUAAAAUGUUAACAUCUAAAAGAAGAGGUAGUGACAUGCAAUGACUACAACCCUUGCUCAUGUAGGUUCUCCUAAUAUUUUUUCCCCCUCAUGUGUGUUAAUGGAGUGGACAAAAUUUUAGGAACACCAUUUAAUAUCCAUGUUCCAUUCAUAUCCAUAAUCCAUUUUUAAGACAUGUCUAAAAACCCACUUUUAUUCCUUGGCAUAUGACCCAGAGUGAGACGGCAUUUGUUUUAUUGCUUUUUUUAAAAUUGUUGUCCCAUGCAAAAAUCAGGAAAGCCAGCUUGUUGUUCACUUGUUAUCCCAAGAAAACCAAGUAAGCAAGUCUACUGAUGUCCACUUCUGUUGCAUACAUCAAGUUUAAGACUGUUGAAGUCAUAAUGGUGAAUUCAAAUAAAUGUUUGACUAUUUUAUCUUAUUUUCUAUAAUUCAUUGUACUCUUACUGAUACUUUGAUGGACACUAUGUCCUUUUUAUGCAGUUAACAUUGGGAUACUUCCUGUGACUGUUUGGCUCAGCCUUCAAAUCAAAUACUAUUACUUAAACCUCUUAUUUUAUAUGUUUUAUUUUUCAUGGUCAGACUUACAAAAUUGUCAAAGUCAAAAUGAGCAGUAUCUCCUCCUGAUGUACAGGAUGUUCAAUGAUCAAUUUAAAUCAGUGGGUAACUCUACUUACAUAAAUGUUUUAUCCAGAUUAAUCUGGUGUCGAUAAAAAAAUUUAAGUGACCACAUUGUUAUAUUCCAAAUAAAAGAAUAAAUUGUUUUAAGAGUACCAGAGAUUCUGGUUAAAUGAUUUUGUGGUCUUUAAAGGAUAAUCCCCUAAGAGAGUCCCCUAUUAUCCCCUAUAGAAUAUAGAAUAGUGUCAUUAGCAUAACAACAAAAAGAGGAGUUGCAGUUAGGACUCAGCAGAAGCACAUAAAUGUACCAAAGUAAACCUUGAAGGAAUUGUAGAUGUGGACUGAGGAUGAAGAUGAAUUAAGGGAACAAUGAAGAAUAAUUUCAAAUAUGAUAAAUAAAUUCAUCAAAUUCAUUUUCCUUUUUGCCUAAGUAUCAAGCGUAUCUGGUACUCAACAUACUUUAACAGAGUUGUCUGACAAGAAAAAUCUUAUCCAGAUGACUUUUGACAGUCAAAUGUGUCAUUUAUUGUUUUUUUUUUUUUUUGCAUAAAAAUAGAAAAAACAAGUCUGUUUUUUCAGCUGCCUGGAUGACCCUUUGCUCUGUUUUCAAGCAUUAAAAAUUAUGAAGCAAGGAUCAUCAACCAAGUCGCUGUAGGGAUAUGGCUCAACUUACCCCGCUCCUAUGGUCAACUUAUCCCAUACAUGGGGUAAGUUGACCAUAGGAGACCACUUUUUUGGCAUGCUAUAUUAUCAAGACAGUUAUGUUUACACUCAUUCUGUUGGUUUGCAGGGAUGAACAACAUCUUGAAAUAUAUGCAGACACACUAGUUAGAGAUAAAACUAUGAUUGCCUUAAUGUAGUGAUCCAAAAUAUGAAAAGUGGCUCAUCUUACCCCACCCUCCCCUACUGGUAGUAAAUUAUAAACACAUAGUGUGGUAAAGCAUAAUAAAGGGAGGUGGGGUGUCUGUAAAAAUUGUAUGUCUAAUGUAUAAUUGUAUAGCACACCAUAGUUUGGUUAUUUUUUAAAGCUUUUGAACUGACUGGGAUCCAACAAUGAGCUCAACCUGUUGACCGUGGCCCAACAUGACUCCUGCCAAUAUUUGCAUAUCUGCAGUGCAGUACCGCCCUCUGCCUCUGGGGUGUGACAGCAAGUUCAUCAACAGUUCUCUCGCACUUUAUUUUAAGGAAAAGAAGAAGUUUCAGAUUUUGGGGGGUGAGGGGCUGGCCUUUUUUUUGUUCCGCUGGAGAAUCCUGCUUGAACGGAGAGCAGGAGCACAUCAGACCAAGCAGAAACCACAGCGCCGCGGACAAACGGCCUCGAAAUAAGGGCGCCGAGAGGGACCACACCGCCCCGUUGGAGGAAGAGCCGUUAGAAAAGCGAACGGCGUCUCCCUCCCUCCAGCUCUGCCGUUAACCAGCUCCAGGGUCAACGGGCAGCAGACAAGUAACGGACGGACAGCAGCUAUCGCCGUUAGCCCUAACUCCUCUGCGGGUCUGGGGGGUUCUGGCAGGGGCAGGGGGGCGGGGGUACACCGAGAGAGGAGAACACUAAACGCCGAGAGGAGGGGGCUGGAAGUCUGAGACGCUUCCAGCCUGAAGGGGCCGGCGGUUUGGCCACAGCACCCCCCGGACUAGCUAGCUUGUACCCGCGCGGCUAAGUGAAUGGGAUGGAGCCGGGACCGUCUGGCGCUGGUAGGUUUUAUUUUUAUUCUGUGGCUAACACGUUUUCAUCCGGACAGAAGAGCCAUGAACGCAGAUAGAGGCUGCAGCUGAACAAAACGGAGCCCCACAAGCCCGGCCUUAGCGGCAGGAGGAGGCUUGGUGACAACCCCAUGAAAUGGAGGGGGGCUCUCCUGCAGGCUUUAGACACAAAAGUGUGCGGAAAACCCUUUUUUAUUUACACACAUUAACAGUAGCAGACGAGCCUUUUAGAGCGAUGACAAUAUCCUCAGCCAUGCGCGGGGGCAGGGAGGUCGUGGGAACCUCGGUAAGGAGGGACGAGGUGAAGCCCGCCUUCAAGCAGCAGCAGCAGCAGCAGCAGCAGCUGGCUGCACCCCACACAGAACAGCACAGCAGCAGCCUCCUUUCCUCCUUCACUGACAGGUUCUGGAUGUCCAAAGAGGGUUUCACACCUUCACCUUAAAUGCACCGAUGAGAGGGGAUAGGCCUAGCAUCAGAGAGACUGUUAAAUCAUUAAUCCAGUGGUUUUCUGGUCUCACUCUGGGACCCACAUUUUCACAUGGUCCUGAAGUAGUGACCCACUUUUAUAGAAUUCAAACCAAGCAAAUGAGUUUUUGUUAAAAAAAAAAAAAAACAACCUUUAAAGACUAUAAUCUAUAAGUGCAUUUCAGAGCAUGUGAAGGGGACAAAAUGAGGAGGACAACUGCUGAAGUUGCUUGUGCAGAAAAUAUCGAAACAUGUAAUAAAUAUCGCAUUAAGUAUUUCCUUUUUUGACCAGCUGUUCGUGACCCAUCCAGAACGUGUCCGCAACCCACUUUUAGAGAAUUAAAACCAAGCAAUUUAGUUUUAAAAAAAAACCAAAAAACUUUAAAGACUAUAAUCUUAAGUGCAUUUCAGAGCACAUGAAGGGGACAACGUGAGGAGGACAACUGCUGAAGUUGCUUGUGCAGAAAAUAUCGAAACAUCUAAUAAAUAUUGCAUUAACUAUUUCCUUUUUCGACCAGCUGUUUGUGACCCAUCCAGAACGUGUCCGCAACCCACUUUUGGGUCUGGACCCACCAGUUGAGAACCACUGCAUUAAUCUAUGUGAAAACAAAAAUAGUCUUAAAGCUGUUUUUGUUCUAUGUUCUGUUAAAGAUGGGAACAGCCAAGUCAAAGAAGUAUGUGCAUUUCUAUGCUUUUUUCAGCUACUGCUUAUCAGUGCCAGAGAUCAUCUGUGUUUGGCACUCUCCUUGGAUGACACUGAGGUGUAGAGGCAGACAAUUAAUACUCAAACCAGCCAGAGUUUGACUCUGUGCCCAAGUCUGAAGUCCACCUUUGACGCAAACUUUGAUCCCUGGCGUUUGUAAUCCAGCCUUGAAUCAUUCUUGUAAGGAUUAUAAAGUAGUCAGAGGUGUCUCUAUCUACCUCUGAAUCCUCUUAGAAUUCAAUGACUCAGUACUGAACCGUGCGUUGGGUUUGUGUAGUCUUGUUUUUAUUUUUUUAGGAUGGCUGCCGACCCCCUGGAGAGCCCUCAUCUCAAAGUCUGCUUUUGUGUUUGAAGUGUGAUUAUUCAAUGUGCUGUUUUUCAUGAGCGAGCUGAUUGCCAUGUUUAGCUCAUGGUCAACAGCCAAUUACACAGAGAGCCAACUAGUUUGGCCAAAACAAUUGGUGUAUAAUUGGCUGUUCCUUCUCAUUAAUGUACUUGUGCUGUUGUGAUCUCCUGAUGAGGGGAAAGGGGUCGUCAUUAGACAUCCACUGCUGGUAGUUAUUUUGAAAAUUUGGGGCCUUGUGUCCUCGUGUUUCCUAAUCUGGAGUGUCCUUGCUUUAAAGCCAAAGCCAAGGCGAUUAAUAACCCAAAAGUGGACAAAAAAUGUACACGUCCCUCUGGAUAUUACUUAAAAGUAGCCGGUCCCGUGUGACUCAGGCUUAUUGCUCGUUAAGUCAUUAAAAAGGCAGUGGAUGUCUUUAUGUUGUGAUGCAGCACCAAGGCUCUGCUUUAAGUCCCACCGCCCGGGAAAGACUGCUAUUGUCUUGGGAUAUGUGAGAACGCUGGCUCCUCUUCUCACCAUCUGCCUUUACUGGCACAAGGGCGAAGUGUGUGUGCCAUUGUGUGAGUGUACGACGACUGCUCGAGCGCACUCUAGACGCUUGUUUCACGCACGUACAUGCUCUCUAACACACAGUCUAUGUGUGGUCGACACAUGUCUGGAGUCUGUUUGCGGUGUUUGUUGAACGUGUUGGAGAAAAGUGUGACACACUAGAAGAAGAGUUUUUUUCACGUGAUUGUGUUUCUAUAUGACUACUCCUGGAGGCUGAGUGAACAUAUGAUAGAGUGGUAUGUUUGACCCAAGGGUUUCCUCAACAGCUAUUUAAAGCAGGGAUUCCCCAGUUUGGGACACAUCAGUGCUUUGGCCUGAUGUGAGACCGUGUUCAGUGCGGGUCCAAAAAGGCCAAGGUCUCUUCAGCAUGACCACAGAGGCACCCGGCCUCCUCCCAUCUCCUCCAGCAGCCCCUGCACACACUCACACUCACAGUGGUCCCCUGAUAUCCAUGACAAUACUGUGUUGCCGUGGUGUUUCCAUGGUGAGGCUGGGAAUGUAGAGGGGGCCCCCUGUGUUUGUGUGUACGAGUGAGCCGUAGCAAGGGCGCUCCCUCCGCCGUACACCCCGUGUAUUUAUGUGUGUGUGUGUGUGUGUUUGAGUGAGUGUGAGACGGAGGAGCAGGGCAGCUGGGGUCUUUGUUGUGGUGGAGGAGGGCUGGUCUCUGGGGACCCAGAGGUUAUGGCACUGGGCCCCUCUCAGGCAGGAGUCACAGCUAGCCUCACACCGAGCACCCAGUCUAGGACCCUCCCCCUUAUUACACCUCCUGACCGGCUCAGACUUGUUUUUGAGACAUGAUGCUUAAAUAGAAAUGGAAAGCUAUUGAACAGAAAGAUUCAGGCUCUUUAUUGUGGGCUGACGUCACUAAGAUAACUGAUAUCUUAAGUUUAUGUGACAAGAAGGAUGCACACACACAGAUUCUGAAAUUUUUAUACAUUUUGGCUUCACAAUCUUCUAUAACUUAUGUUUCUAUUUGAGUUAAGUGUAUCAAAAUAUGUCAAAGAUAUCAUGAAUUAAAUAUUUCAUAAAGGACUCUUAUACCCUUCAAAUAUUUUUCUCAAAUCAACUGGUCCAUAAAACGUCAAAUAUAAGUAAUAUUUUGUGAGACACAAUGUAAACCAACAUCAAUCCUCAAUUUACUUGAGAAUAAAAAACAAAAAUCUUAAAUUUUAGACAGAAAAAUUUGAGUACAUUAUUAAUGUGGUGGGAUUUGGUGGAGCAGAUUCGGUAGGAAUAAAAUAUUGUCUGUUCAGCUAUCUUAAAUUAUUAAAAAAGAAAGAAAAAACAGGUUAUUUUAAAAUUGAAAAAAAUCAUGUAUAAAUCCAUCAUUUCAUCUCCAUUAAAAUCAAAAUUUUGUGGUUAUUUUAGCCAGUAACAUGUUUUAAACAGAUUUGUAAUGAAUUUAAAAAGCAGUGAUAUCAGCCAUGUGAGGGUGAAUGCUAACAUAAUGACUAAAGACAAAAAACAGCCAUGCAUUGACCCGAUUAAUCCACCAAACUCCUAAAUAAAAAGUAUGUUUAAACUCGUACUAACACAGUACAGUGUUUCUGGAUUGAUUGAUCAGUCAUGUAAUGUUGCAUCACCAUAUCUGGUUAGUAAAGUGCAGGAUUAAUGGCGUUGGCGCCUCUUUGAAAGUGGCCGUGAAAUGCUGACACACACACAGAGUCACAUUGGAGAAGAUGUCAAUACGUCGCUGUAUCAGUCUCCAUCUGGAAAAGCUGUUGUUGGUUCUGGAUGUAAGGAAAAGCAGAGCAGUUCUGAGGUUUAAUCAACAUCUGUUUUUACAUAAAGAGAGACAUCUUUCUAAUGUUUAUGUGUUUGUUUUCUCCCCCCAAACACCCCCCUCCCUUCUCCCACAUCCAUCCUCAUAUGACCUAAUCUGCUGUGUCCUCCUCCUCCUCCUCCUCCUCUUCUCCUCUUCUUCUUCAUGCCUUGUCAAUAUCCUCCUCCAUCACCCUUUAUUUCACCUCUUAUAUAACAUACCUUUUCUCCUAUCUCCCUCGCCCCAAAUGUUCACGUUCUUCCUUACUUUUCCACUCUCAUUGUUUCUCUGUUUCCUUACCUCCCCUCUCUCUCCUCUUCCUCUUCCUGCCUCUCAUUCUGGCAUCCACCGAUCAUGUCGUUCUGGCCUCUGCCUACGCUUCCUUCCCGUUUAAUGCCACGUUUCUCACACUCCCGGCCCUGUCCUCUGCUGCUCCCAACUGCUUCCUUUUCCGCCUCUGCACUUGACCAUACUUCAAUCCUAAAUCUCCUGUGUGCUUGCCUUGCUUCUCCACUUCCUCUUCUCUACAUUCUCGCCCUUGUUUUGCACCCUCCUGUCACCUGUCCUCGCCCAUGACCUCCCACUCCUUGUCUGUCCAGUGCCCAUGGGGGUCUUCCCCCCACCCCUGCAGCAGGUGUUCCAUGCCCCCCGCCGGCCGGGCAUGGGCACCGUGGGCAAGCCCAUCAAGCUGCUGGCCAACUACUUCGAGGUUGAGAUCCCAAAGAUGGACGUCUAUCACUAUGAGGUGGACAUCAAGCCCGACAAGUGCCCACGGAGAGUCAACAGGUAACAAGACACAAUCACAUAAAACAGAAAUAAAAAUAAAAAUGAAGUGCUCGUCUGUUGUCGUGGUGAAAAUGCAGCUGAAAUAUGGGGUGCAAAAGCAGAAAAACUGCAAAAAUUGGAUAAUGGAAGCUCAGUAGUCAUCUCUAAUCACCACGGCGGCAGCAGAAACAGCUGGUUAGUUUUAAAAACAACUUUUUCUAACAACCAUUUGCCUAAUUUCUCGAAGCUGACUGACAUGUUUCGUGUCGGGAAAUCAUGAAGUUCUGCUGCAGUGAAAGCAGAGCUCCGCAACUCUUCAAUAAAACCCACUUAAAUUGGUUUUCUGAGCUCCAACGUGCUUCACGCUUGCACUGUAAAGCUCCAUCAUAUAGCUGAAUAAAUAUUUGGCUUGGAUGCAGAAUGAGAAGAUACUUGGUGAUGAAACUGCUUCUUGAUAUUCCAUUCCAUAUUAUAUCUUGAGCUCUUCUUUUGUAUUAAAGAUAAUCUAACCUUAAGUGAAUCUGUCAGCGGGAGAGAAAUUCAUGCGUUUGUGCAGAAUUAGAUCAAAUGAACCUGCAGGAAACCUCCUCCCUCUGCUGCACCUGUUUCUCUGGGCAGAUGGUGGAGUCAAAAGUGAGUCUAAAUUGACUUAACUCUGUCAUAUUGGCAGGUGUUCACGCUGAAGAGAGUGACUCACACUGCUUGGGUCUUAAUCUAAACGAAGUCAUUCAAUUGAAGGGUGAUGCAAAUGACAAUAUUAGGUAGAAUAUAGAAGUUGCACUCGAUGGAGAGGCAGAAAAAGGCGUAAAUGUCUGAAGUCAAUGGAGGUUUAAUGCGACAAAAGUCUAUUUAAUUUCUACAGCAAUGAAAAUGAAGACUCCUCUCUAAGUCCACGCAGUCGGUUCAAAGGAAAGCAUGGAUUACUGUUUUCAUUUUGGUGCACUUAGUUUAGUAAUUUAAUGGAACAAAUUGUCCCUGGACUGAUUUUGUUUAGCCUCACUCACACAUUUGUUUCAGCUGUGACAGAUUAAAGUAGAGAAACAAAAAAAACGCCAUGAUUUCUAUUUGAAGCAUUUAUCACCUAAAUCAAAAUUCGAUUCAGGGUAAAUAUGCCGCCCGUCUGCCUCUCUAACUUUUGUCAUGUCCUUCCAGAGAAGUCGUUCCUUUCAGAAACACCACCUUCUCUGUCCUCGAGGUGAAACAGCAGCACGCCGCACACGAUACAUAUGUUCGGUCAUGGUUGGACUAGGAGAAAUGAUCCCUCUGUGAAAUGUCAUCGCCGCUUCUACUCGGCUUUCUCUGCUUUUCAAUUCCACACUGAAUCUGCGGUGUGACACUCGUGACUUUGAGGUGGCUGACAACAAUCUGUGCCUGGAUAUCAUGUUUUACACUCCUCUUUUGUAAGGAGUCAUGUGUCAGGUAUUGAGGACUUGCAGGGAGCAGGAAUAUAAUCCAACAUAGAAUACACCCCUCGACAGUUUUCUCUUUCAAUGAUAUUAAGUUUUUUCUGUCUCUGGAAAAAAUACACCGUCAGUUCUUCAAUCACAUGGAGCCAUUGUUUUAAACAAAUGAAAUAAGAUCUGUGCAGCUUUUAUGAAUUAACUCGCACUUGAAUUUGCCUGUUAUCCUUUUACUUCACUCCUUCUCUCAUAAAGACUCCACAUAAUUCAUUUCUGUCCGUUAAAACAGCCCCGACUGAUUGUUCUCAUUGAGCUUCCUCUUAUUGUGGAUUUAAUAACAACCUUUGGUCUCAGUUCUUAAAAUCUCAGCUGGAAGACCAGAUUGAUUUCUCAAGCUCCUUUCACACAUGUUUUCCUGUUAGUUUAUUGAUAAUUCUGGGACUUUCAGGCACUGAUGUUUUUUCGUUCACACACGCACCUCUCACUGGAGAUUUGCUGGGUGUGCUCUGACAACUUGAGAUACUCCAUUUGGCUUAGGUGAGCGGGGGACAGCUGGGUAGCACAUGCAGAAGAGGGAGAAGUUGUCUGAAAUGGUGUAAUUUUCCACUUUACAAACACAACAGAUGAGACGAUACGGACAACUGAGGCGAGUAAAGAGGCUGAAGCAGAGGAAGUCUUCCCGGUGUAAACAGUGUAAUCCCUGUGGUGAAUUUCCCUGACUCUAACCUGCUGUGUUCGCACUCUGGACAUUUUACCAGGAAAAAGUCCAGACUAACGGCGGGUUCACACCACCCUCAAUUAGUCUCGUUAAACCGAACCCUGGAGCGUUUACCCCCUUGGUGCGGUUUGUUUGGGUCAGUGUGAACGCUGACCUCGAACUCUGGUGCGGACCAAAUAAACGAACUCUGGUCAGCCUGAAGAGGUGGUCUCGGAUCACUGUCAAGUGAACUCAAGUGAACAGGAAACGCACCACACGUCUCGUCUUUAUCCAUCUGUUGUUUGCAGCAUGUCUACUCCGGAUUGUAUUAAUUAAUGCCGCAGUUUGCGCUCGCUGGCUAACGAGCCGUUCAUACCCGCGAUUGACUAGCGUCUUUUGAUACGCGCUCCAGAUGAGAAGCAAAAGCAAAAUCAGCCUACGAUGCUCCAUGACAGGCGAAGACAGCAGAGCGAGGUUUGUAUUCCUGCACAGACUAAUGACCAAUAACCGAACGAUAUUAGUGGUCACGUGACUUCCAGUUCCGUUUUCUGGAGCGAUUGAGUUUGUCCUUUGUGAACGCAAACAAUCAAAACAAAUCAAAUCGAAUCAGGAAACUGAGCUUUAGGUGUGAACACGACCUAAGUCAGGGAGAAUCAUUUUAGCUGUUUUAAUCAAAUGUAGCCCAACCAGUUAAAGUCUGAACAUUUUCAGGAGUUUAGCAUUAGUUGAGUUUUUUGUACGUUCAUGGAGGUGGUUAAAAUAAACUCAUUUUCUCAGGAGAGCUGUUCGCCUGAAGAUGAUUCUUUCAAACCCAAAUGUGCUGCUUAUCCUCUCCAACACUCAGGGAGGCUCUCCGGGGUUCAGCCUCUUUUGGUUUUUAGGCUUUGUGACAAAGGGUCCAAGAAGGCAUGCAAAGGUCAGGACCUUCGACCUUUCCUUUUCAGAGCGGCUCCUCAUCCCCCACACUUCUGUGAAGGCCAAGGCACUGAGAUUGAACGGUGGCCCCCCGCUCACACCCUCACUCUUUUUGUCCUUGCCUCUCCCCCCAUGACCAUGAAAUAUUGCCCCCAGCAGCUGUAUCCUGCUUGAUCAAUAUUCCAUCAUCCUGAGAGCCGCCCCCCCUCUCCUCCUGAUCACAAUAGAGCGUCCUGAUCAGGCGGACAGCUUUAAUUGGUUGUCUUUUCUGUGGCUGGUGCCUGUUCAAUUCAGCCGGGUUUUUGUUGUUCUUACAGGGAGGUGGUUGAAUACAUGGUGCAACACUUCAAGCCCCAGCUCUUUGGCGACAGGAAGCCGGUGUACGACGGCAAGAAGAACAUCUACACGGUGCUAGCACUUCCUAUUGGGAGUGAGAAGGUAAAUGUGUGCUGUGGUUUUGUGUUUCUUUCUUCACACCAGAGCGUAAUAAACAACAGAUUUCUGCUCAUGAAUCAAUGAAGUCUAUCUGUUUUAAUGAGAAUCAGGUCAUUUUUCCAAACAAGUGAAGGGUUAUUGACAAACUCUGAUGAGAACGCACAGUUCAGGGUUUUUAAAUGUCUCCAGGAGAGCACAUAUUUCUCCCUCAGUGUCAUUAACAAAUAAUAAACCUCAUGCUUAAGGACACUAGAUACGAAGGGUUCUGCAUUCUGAUAUUUCUGAUCUCAAAGGAAUAGUUUAACAUUUUUGCAAAGUACUUUUUUUCCUUUGUUGCUAAAGUUUGAGAAUAUGAAACAUUUCUUCAACCCGUGCAUUAAAUUCAAGACCAUAGCAAGUCAGCCUAGAGUGGUAUAUGUACCUGAAAUGGGCCAAAAGGUAACCUGGCUCUGUGCAAAUGAGACUUAAAUGUGUUGAUAGCAGAACUGAAAUUGAUCAAUUAAAUUCCUGUUAUCUAAUUGACAACUUUCUUUGAACAUUUUUAGUCAUAGUCUGAUAAAAACCCAAAUUCCUCUGAUUGUUGCAUCUUAAAAUGGGAUGUUUUUUUUUCUUCUAUGUGACUUUUCCCUCCAUUUAUGUAAAUCCUGGACCUCAUUUGCGGCUUCAGAAAUUGUUUUUCUCACAGCAAAUCUUGUCUUUUCUGUACGUUGUUUCUCCAGGUGGAUUUUGAGGUAACUAUCCCAGGUGAGGGCAAGGACCGGAUCUUCAAGGUGUCCAUCCGUUGGCUGGCCAAAGUGUCAUGGCGCCUGCUGCAGGAGACUCUGGUCAGCGGGCGGCUGCAGGUCCCCCUCGACUCGGUUCAAGCCCUGGAUGUGGCCAUGCGCCACCUGGCCUCUAUGAGGUACUACAAGAGGGGGGUAGAAAUGAACCUCAGCCCUAAUUCCCCACACUUCUCUGCAUGUCUGUCCUGGAUUGUAAAUUCAUUUCUUGCCAAGUUAAUUUUGUUGUUGGCAUGAUUACCGAGCAGCCAAGCAAGGUGAGCCGGGAUGUUGCAUUCACUUGCAUCAGACUAUCAUAGCUCCAGGGGUCAGCGCCACUGAACAAAAGAUGCUUGUUAGCUGAGACCUGUGUGAAAGUGUCCACUGAACAAUGCUGAGCAGAUGGAAUAAUGAUAACUGGCUUAAGGACUUGACCUGAAAAUGGAGAAAAUAAGACGACCUCAAGCCAAGAAAGAAGUCACUUCAGGCAGCAUGACGUUUCAGAUGUUUUCACCUCUUUCAGUUUAAAGUUCUGUUUCACUAACACAAAGACCUCCAACAUGAGACAUCAGUUUUACUGGACGUGAAUCACGCUGAGGUCAUGCUUGAACUCCUGUUGACUCAUUUUGCACAUUCAUCAUUUUCACUUCCUUCCCGUCAGGUACACUCCCGUCGGCCGCUCGUUUUUCUCCCCACCUGAGGGAUACUACCACCCGCUGGGUGGGGGGAGGGAGGUCUGGUUUGGCUUCCACCAGUCUGUGCGCCCCGCCAUGUGGAAGAUGAUGCUAAACAUUGAUGGUGAGUCACUGAGAAUAAGCUCACCCCAGCGUCUGUAGUCCGGCAGUGAUCUCAUGGUGUUUUCCUGACAUUGUAUGACUAGACAGAAACCGUGGGACAUAAAUGAUGAAAAACUUUAUGACCGAAGGGAUUUUGAACAUUUUGUCACUUAAAUGACUUACAAAGAUGAUCUGAAGAAUAAAGAUGUGCAGCUGCUCCACCUCUGACCUUUGAAUUAAAACAUAAAUGUCUUCAACAGUGAGAUAAGGACUCUCAAAGGUUGUUGACGUCUUUUUUUGAGGUCCUUUUCUUUGCCUUGUGUGAACCCAUCGCUGCUCUCUGUCUCCCUCUAGUGUCCGCCACGGCCUUCUACAAAGCCCAGCCUGUAAUUGAGUUCAUGUGUGAGGUUCUGGAUAUUCGCAAUAUCGACGAGCAGCCCAAGACUCUCACUGACUCGCAAAGGGUCCGUUUCACCAAGGAGAUUAAAGGUGAGCUUCUGCUGUUUGUUAUCAGCUACUUUUACCCCAAUUACCUUGUGACUCUUUUAAGGCUCUUUUGAGUGUCUCGCUUCAGGGAUGACUAUCUUUUAGUUUCUGUCUCUACUUACUCAUAUGUUUCCUCUUUUCUUUUGUUUGUUAUUCUCAGGCCUGAAGGUGGAGGUGACCCACUGUGGCCAAAUGAAGAGGAAGUAUCGCGUAUGCAACGUCACCAGACGACCUGCCAGCCACCAGACGUACGUACAGCACCCACACCUCACUGAAUCCCAUCAUAUGACAUUAUUUGGCCAGAAAAUUGUUCCAAAGCUGGCCGUGCAGACUUGAAUUAACAUUUUACCACAGAGAUAGCUUUGCUGCUUGUUUGUUUUGACCAAACAGUUCCAGGAACUGCAGAGCCACAAGAACAGAUUUCAGAGAAGAAGAUUCAAAUGAAGAAAAUCCCCUCUACUGUGCAUUCCUGCUUGAGCUUUCACCACAUUUAAGACCCAUAAAGAUGCAACAGAUGACAACAGUGCCAUGUUUAAUGAUCGAGGCUGACAUUUGAAAAUGCAAAUUAUACAUAGUACGAGGAAACAAAAAGGCCUCUGUUGUCUCUGAGGUUACCGGUGCAUAAUGUUUAAAUAAAUGAAUGUAUUAAAAAGAUACUCAGAACUACUGAACAGCUGUCCAGGGUUCAUUCUACAUUCUAAAAAGUAGGGUAUGGAAAAGUAUAGAAAUUGCAACUGUGUAGUAACCCUGGUUGUCCAUGUUUCCACACUUGACAAGCGUCAAAUGGAUAUUUAUUUAUGCUGAAAUUUAGUCUUAUUUUCAUUUUUUCCACCUCCUUUUUCUCUCUGCAUUAAAUCUCUUGUGCUAUACCUCCUUAAAUCUCCUUUUACCUGACUCUCCUUUUGCGCCGGGAACUAAAUGAAAACUUAGUUCCUGCAUGUUAGUUUCUUAUUUCUUAGCCCUCCUGCAGAGUUCUAGUGCUGAAAACUCCCCUCAUGAUGGGAACAAAGGCUCUUCUUAUUUGAUAAUAGUAUUCAUCUUUAUUUUAUCCAAAAUGAUUCAAUUUUAAGUGCAAAAAUGAAUUUGGCAAAUUGUAGCUUGACAGAAUAUUAGAACUGCUUGACUUCAGUUUGAUUUCCGCUGACUAAAGGUGCUCUUGGUACAUUUUUCAGAGUCUGAUUUGUUUUGAUACCUCGUGAUUUUGGACGGGUUAGUAAAACAGGAGCAGACAUUUUGAGGAUUGCACCCGCUCAAAGCAAAAGCCUUCUUUUCUUUUCUCUUCCAGCAUCAUAAUCAAACUUCUCUUGUUUCUUGUCGUUUCUCCAGGUUUCCUCUCCAGCUCGAAAGUGGGCAGACAGUAGAAUGUACAGUGGCUCAGUACUUCAAGCAGAAGUACAACCUGCAGCUAAAAUACCCCCACCUACCCUGUCUACAGGUGGGGCAGGAGCAGAAGCACACCUACCUUCCCCUGGAGGUGAGGAGUCGAACCGUCGCACAAACUAAACAUCCAGAAUUCGUGAAUUUGGUUAACUGAUGUGCUCUGUUUGCGCUCUUUCUCCAGGUGUGCAACAUUGUAGCAGGCCAGCGAUGCAUCAAGAAGCUGACAGAUAAUCAGACCUCCACUAUGAUCAAAGCCACAGCCCGCUCUGCACCCGACAGACAAGAGGAGAUCAGCAGGCUGGUGAGUUGAGGAGACACGUUGUGAUUGGAGGCCUGAGACAGUAUUUGGGAAUGAGUGAUGUGAUCUAUAACCCUUCACUCUCCACAGAUGAAGAACGCUAACUUCAACCUGGACCCGUACAUCCAGGAGUUUGGGAUCAAGGUGAAAGAUGACAUGGCUGAGGUGACGGGCAGGGUGCUUCCAGCUCCGAUCCUGCAGUACGGAGGACGGGUAAUUAGUCUUUUAAUAUUUAAAAAAAAACUCUAUCAAAGUUUUCAGAUCAAAAAUCUUGCGGUUGCAUUUUCUCACACACAGUAGUGAGCAUGUUUAGCCGAGAACCUGACCUGAUUUGGUUCAAAUUAUGGCUCCUCUGAUCCUCUCCUCCGUAGAACCGUGCCAUAGCUACCCCCAACCAGGGAGUGUGGGACAUGAGAGGGAAGCAAUUUUACAACGGUAUCGAGAUCAAAGUGUGGGCGAUUGCCUGUUUUGCCCCCCAGAAACAGUGCAGAGAGGAGGUGCUGAAGUAAGUACAAACGAAUAGUCAUGGUGUGAAUUAAUUUUUGUGGGGAAUUAAAUCAGUUUUUUUUUUGACACUCAUAGGCUUUUUUGCAUUUGAUAGAGGCAAGUCAUGAAAUCCACCAUCAGUUUGAGAUAAGAUAGAUUUGCUCUGAAAAUAUAGCCUGAAAUAUGAGAACACAAAGAUUGUAAAAUAGACAUGAAACAUCAAAACACAGAAACAGCAGUGCCUGAAAAGGAAUAAUAAUGAUGAUUUCAGCAACAAGCACAACAUUGACAGUAGUGAUGGCAUUCAAACAGUGAGGCAGUAAAAAUCUGAUCACACCAGAUAAUGAGUUUUAAAGUAAUUCAACUGCAGUUAGCAUAUGUGAUUUAAAAUAUCCCAACGAUAAGGUAAUGAUACGGUGCAAAAACAAAACUGUAAAUGUGUGAAAUGUUCGCAUCAUUCUGUUUAUUUAGUCUUAACUUCUCUGAUUCCUCUACAGAAACUUUACAGACCAGUUACGUAAAAUUUCCAAGGAUGCUGGGAUGCCAAUUCAGGGCCAGCCUUGCUUCUGUAAAUACGCCCAGGGAGCAGACAGCGUGGAGCCCAUGUUCAGACACCUGAAGAACACCUACUCUGGGCUGCAGCUCAUCAUCGUCAUUCUGCCGGGAAAAACUCCCGUUUAUGGUUGGAAUUAAUUUUUGUCAUCCUAAAUUACUGUGUUAUCGAUUUUGCCCUGACUCUAAGCUCAGAGCUGCGUCAAACUGGUGUGUAAAAACAGAGCCCCAAAAAAGCAUCCAGAGACAAAAACCUGCUGUUGAAUAUCAUUUUAGAGAAACAUCAGUAUUUUAAUGUUUUAUUUCAAACUGUCCUCUAUAGCUGAAGUGAAGCGCGUGGGAGACACCCUCUUAGGCAUGGCCACGCAGUGUGUGCAGGUGAAGAAUGUGGUGAAGACGUCACCUCAGACCCUCUCUAACCUCUGCCUCAAGAUCAACGUGAAGCUGGGAGGCAUCAACAACAUCCUGGUGCCUCAUCAACGGUUGGUUUGUUUAUCAUCCCACAUCCCACAGCUCUCUCAUUAAAGUGUACUCGGCUUGUGUUUGCAUCAUCUUGUGUGUGGUGCCUUCAGCAGCUGAACUGCAUAUUGUGUAUCCAUCUGCUUCAGUAUUACAGUCUGUGAUAAGGAUACAACUCCCCUCAUAGGAACCCUGCGCUGCCUUUUAUGCGCAGUUGUAAUUUGCAUGUCCGCCUCGUUUCGCCCUCUCCCAGGUCAGCGGUGUUCCAGCAGCCGGUUAUCUUCCUGGGAGCAGACGUCACGCACCCCCCUGCUGGAGAUGGCAAGAAGCCCUCCAUUACUGCUGUAAGUCUUCGCAGUAACACCUUCAUUAAACGCCACCUUGAAUGCAAACUCGGGAAAUUAGAAUGAAUGUGAAACUCGUGCACGUCACAGGGUGUGAAGGUUAAGCUCAUGAGAGGGCGGCGAGCACUGGAGGGCUUUUGAAGGGCGUUUCUUGUUAUUAUUUCUGUCACGUUUAACGACCAUAUUUAACUGAUUGAUAAAAACAAAAUCCAGGAGAAUAGUGCAACUGUGCACUGCUGCUUUAGUUUUACUAUCUCAAGAUAAUAGGCUGUAAAAGAAAUAAUAACAAGUUCAGGUCAGAUGGUUUUGUUGCCAGUAACAGACAAGACAGAGUGAGACAUAAAAAAUACUCUAAAAAGCUUUUAACGAAGCAAUAGAAUAAAAUAUUUUCUGAACUCCAAAUUUUUUGAUGUAUAAAAUCAUAUUUAGGUUUAGAGAGAAGUUAUGUACUUCACAAAAGUCAGAGUUUUUUGGGCUCUCUGCCUUUAUUUUAAAAGGACAGCCAUAGAGAGUAAAUUUGAGAGGAGAGAGAGAGAGAGACGGGGGGGAUGACAUUCACCUCGUCAUGCUCUGUCUGGGAACUGAUCCAGUGACCGGUGUGAAGAGGACUGUAGCCUCUGUCCACAGGGCACCUGCUCUACCAACUGAGCUAAACUGGCAGCCCAGUCUGUGCUAUUUUAAGUUUUAAUUGAUUGUAGAAGCCACUAUUAAGAGGCAGGAGAGCUGCUUUUUGUCUAUUUUGGUAUGUCCGGUAUCAAUACACUAAAAAGUCAAGGAAUUGAUGAUUAUCUUUAACAAAAAAAAGGACUAUUAUGACUGUAAAGUAGGUUCUUUCCAUUAGUGCUGCCUGUGUUUGAAACCAAAAAGCACCAAAUCCUUUAGCUCUGUGCCAGCUUGGAUACACAGAUGGCUAAAAGUGGAUCAAAACUAUAUCAGGGGAACAGACGCCUUUCUGAAAGAAUGAAUCGUUGCCAGCACGCAGCCAUUUUAACUACACUUCUCUUUUUCCGAUUCUUUUCAAAGCCGAGCGAACUUUUAUAGUCAUCUAUUUAUGAGUUUGCAGUUAUGUAAGGCAAGAACUGCUUCAAUGAAGUUUGCAAACACAUCUACAUAGAUGUCAGCUCCUACAGCGAUGUGUCGGGAUGCUCCUUUAUUUUUGAGGCAAAUCACGAAACAACAGCGACAUGUGAUUAAUGCAGAUAACCUGAGGAUGUCAUCGAAGAGCAAAUGCACAGAUUUGUGGUUGCCUGGUUACAGUGGCACUGGGUCAUAGCGCACAGCGAUACUGCUAAUAAAGGAGACUGAUUCUAUAAAUAGUAUGUUUGAAGGAGGAGAGCUUUAGUAGCUUUUUAAUUUGUCACAACAUUCAGAUAUCUGAGUGUCUUUAAUCUGUUUGACUGCCAACAACAUGUAAGCAUGAAAAGAACGGGUGGAUGAAAGCUUCAACACAAUCUGGGAAUUCAUAAUUUAUUCAGGCAGUUUCAUGAAAACCAUCCUGUCAUUAGCUGCAGGUUUAUUUACAGCUUUAGUGGCUGUUGUGUAAUCUCUGGUAUUUCAUAACACUUAUCAAAUCUUUUGGCUGAUCACAACAUUUCCCCUCCCCACACACCAUUUCUUUUCUGUUGCAUCGAAUAACGAUAACUGCCAACACACGCCCAGAUGAUUUGAAAGACCGCUUGAUGAGAACCGUCUGUAAAGAUCUGAGAAACAUCCGUCCGUUCGAUCCACCGAAUAAAGCUCCCAUAAAAAAAGUAAAAAAAACAGGGAGGAGAAAAAAUGAUCACCCAGAGAGGAGUCAGUUGGGGAUAGAGGGAAACAAAUGGCUCAUCACUGACUCACGUUCAUAAAGGAAAUGACGUCAGCCAGCCCCUCGUCCGCCCUUGACCUCAGCUCGCCCGUGGUUGGCUGUGUUGUUGCCUAGCAAUUAUGACAAGCGCUUGAGUCACACGCAGGGAGGACAGGAGAGGAGAGUGGGCCGGUCUCGGAUCGUCCAGACUGAGGAGAAAACCAGAGAGAGAUGAGGAUUGUGUUGCAGUGGGAAGGUUUGAGAGAAGAAAAAUGAAAAAGUGGAUGUUGAGCGUCCUGCAGUUCUGGACGAUCACCUCUAGGGGGUGCUAUUGAACCGGUAUACACAAGGAAGAAGUCAACUCAUAACAGUGAAGACAAAUGAGACCAUGGAUCAUUUUAAGUGUUUCUUGUUGUAAACUUUCGCUCUUGAACAUUCAUUCCUUUCUUUGUGUGCAUGAACAGACUCUUCUAAAUGAAGACAGCAGACAGAUAGAGUUCAUUUACAUGAUUCCUCUGCGUCUUCAUUGUACUUUGAUGGAUCUCUUUCUAUACCCAACAGCACACUUUUAUCAAUGAUGGUAAUCGAUAACGCUGACAGCAUCCCGUUAACCUCUGUUGACCCCUCUCUCCACUCUCUAUCAGGUGGUAGGCAGUAUGGACGCCCAUCCCAGCAGAUACUGUGCCACAGUGCGAGUCCAAAGACCCCGGCAGGAGAUCAUUGAAGAUCUGUCUUAUAUGGUGCGUGAACUGCUCAUUCAGUUCUACAAAUCGACCCGCUUCAAACCCACCAGGAUCAUUUUCUACAGAGACGGCGUUCCUGAGGGACAGCUGCCGCAGGUAAUAUAGGGUCAAAGAACCCCUCACUUCACUUUAAACGCUAAAUUCGCAUAGUAAUAAGUUCCGUCUAACAUUGUGUCUGUUUGUAGAUUCUCCACUAUGAGCUCCUUGCCAUCAGAGACGCAUGCAUCAAGCUGGAGAAGGACUAUCAGCCAGGGAUCACCUACAUUGUGGUGCAGAAACGCCACCACACGCGCCUCUUCUGUGCCGACAAGUCAGAGAGGGUAAACCUCGUUUCAUCCGACACGCUUAAAAAACACCCAGCAUUAAAUGUUCCUUGAUAAUUCUCAUCCUGUGCUGUGUUGAUUUUGAUAGAUUGGGAAGAGUGGGAAUAUUCCUGCAGGGACAACAGUGGACACCAGCAUUACUCACCCCUUUGAGUUUGACUUCUACCUGUGCAGCCAUGCAGGCAUACAGGUACUAAAAAAAAACACAGACAGCGAGGUUACUGCUCUUCAAUUACCACGAGUUUUCUGUGUCCUCAUUUGCGUCGUCUCCUCUGUCUCCAGGGAACCAGCCGGCCGUCUCAUUACUACGUCUUAUGGGACGACAAUCGUUUCACGGCUGACGAGUUGCAGAUUCUAACCUACCAGUUGUGCCACACUUACGUGCGUUGUACCCGCUCAGUCUCCAUCCCUGCGCCAGCCUACUAUGCUCGUCUUGUGGCCUUCCGUGCCCGCUACCAUCUGGUGGACAAAGAACACGACAGGUUAGUGGGACUCACUUUGAUGGGGGGACAUAAACCAUCUCAGUAUUCUGGAUUUUUCAAACCUCAGGAGCAUCUUGGAUAUUUUAUAACAUUUCAAAGAAAGUGCGAUUAGCUGCUACUACGUGACAAGAUGAAAGUUAAAGGACAUCUACAGGCUGAAAUGUGUGAUGAUCGUAUUUGUAAAGAACUCCAGCUCAAUCCUUCAUUGUAUUGACAGCCAUGAGCCAUGUUAGCUGUUUGUGUUUAUUUAAAGCCCUGAUGUUCUUUUGAAUAUGAGACGAGAUUCGCCUCCAGCUAAUGGCACAGUUAACACCGUUUGAUCCAGUUUUGAUCAGAGCUUCAUUUCUGUCUGUCUGUCUGCACAACAAAGGCUGUAACCAGCUUUGAUGUCACUGAGGCCUCCGAAGCUUUAACCGUAUAAAGAAGAUCUGCACUGUUUACCUCUAUAAUUAAAGUGUUGUUGCUGUUCUUGUUCGGUUGGUGGGUUUGAGUUGCUUCCAUAUUGCAGAUUGGAUAAAGCAUAACCACGUGACUUAAUAUCAGGGCCUGACCGGUAUGGAUUUUUUUGGGGCCAAUACCGAUUAUUGGGGGGGAUAUCGGAUUACCGAUUAAUCGGACGAUUUUUACAUUUUUUUAUUAAGUUAUAAAAUAUAUAUAUGAAAACUGUAGAUAUACUGUAGACUACUGCUCUUCGUGCCGACAGGAAGACCGACUGAUCAAACUCAGACCAGAAAAGCGUUUUCAGACACUCAGCGUUUUUUUUGCAGUAUGAAUGUAACCCUUUUCUUCGCAUUUCAUUUCUGAAAAUAUCGGCGAAAAUCAGCGAGAAUUGGCCAAUUACCGAUUAGUCUCAAACAGGCUAAAACUGGCAGAUUUAAGCGGCAUGCCGAUAAAUCGGUCGGGCCCUACUUAAUAUGGCCUACUGUGACAGUGCAUGAAUGCCCACAGUGGAAAAAGUAUUAUUAGAAUUAAAAAGAGUCUCAACAGAAUAAAAUAAACAAUUAAAGUAAAUAAAAUAAUUAGGAUUAUGUUGGUUCGAAGUCCUGAAGGGAGUAUGGGCAACAGAGGUGCUGGUAAAAUAUAUCAGCUAUAAUAGAUUUGUCUUUCUUGUGUCCCCACAGUGGAGAGGGCAGUCAUGUGUCUGGUCAGAGUAACGGUCGGGACCCUCAAGCGCUGGCCAAAGCUGUCCAGAUCCACCACGACACCCUGAGGACCAUGUACUUCGCCUGAGCUCCACCAACCAUCACCACCAUCGAUCCCUCCCACCUCAUUUCUACCUGAGUGGGCACACGGCCCGCCACCUUCACCACCUCAUCCCCAUCCCUUCUCCCCAAUGACUGCCCACCACACAUCCUCCACAGGCCUGUCAGUCAUUGACCCAAAUCCAAGAAACGUAAGGCCCUUCACCUGUAAAACACAGGCAGACUCUACAGCCUCAUGCACUCAAAGGUUAUGAAUAUUAUUAUUAUUAUUGUCAUUUAAUUGUUUUUACUUUACCAGGAGUAUUGUUCUUUUUACGUUGACUUUUUAAAACUUGGGUAUUAUUAUGUAAUUGUAUUGUACGCUACCUUCACACUCCUGUGUAUGUAAGUAUGCAAUACGGAUGGGAGGAAAACAGGCGACAAAAAAUGAAAAAAAAAAUCACAAAAAACUUUUUUAACUGCCACCACGAUGCUGCCUCUUCACCCAUCCGAAUGCCGGAUGCCAGUGUUUCAAACCCCCUGAGUAUGGGGAUCCUCCAGAGGGUGGUACUGGGCACGCACACUUACAUGUAUCAUUUUGACGUCGUCAUGAACUACAUUCAUGUUUUUAAUGUUUUUUGAAUAAUGUUAUUUUUUUAAAACAGCCUUGAGGAGUCUGAGGUAUGGUACAUUAGCACUUAGUGUUAGCAUUGUAGGUGCCACCAGUCCUGCACAUAAGAGUUUGUUAGUCCAUUCUGGUCUUUAUACUAGCAGAGACAGAAAGAGCAGGUGUAGCAUAUCAUAGAUACAGGAGAAAAGUCCUGCCGCACUCUCUGUGCUGGUCGGCCAGUCCCUUAGAGAUUUAGCCUAUAGUGGCAAGCUUAGCAUAACAAUAGAGGGACCAUUUGCAUAGAGUGUAUCAAAUAUACUUGCACCCCAUGCACCUAAACCAGCAUUAUUAACCAGCCAAAAGUGAUGCCAACCAAUGGAAAAGGGGCACUUAAACCGGAAGAUAAUCUUUUACUUCUGUAUCGUCGCUCUUUGAGGAUUUAUAAGGCACUUUUUUUUAUUUACUUAUUGAUUUUUUUUUUUUCCUCCAAAAUGGCGAGAAUUGUCUGUCAUGAGGCUACACACAGCUUCCUUUGAAGUUUUCACAUCCACACACUUGCAUAGAUUUCAGAACAAAGAGGUAACUAAGGCAAUAGGCAAGGUCAACACACCUCUGUAGAUUUGAAUGCAGGCGAGUAAAAGUCUGUGAUCACUUAAGUGCUGCAAAGCUGAACUUGCAUUCAGCAAAUUGACCUUGCUCUGAUCGUUCUGCACAUUCCAACAUGUAUAAGUGGAGUUGACGCCACAUUGUGCACUCUAAACUUCCACCCACGCACUUCUUCGUGUACCUACCUAUCCACACUUGGACCCAUUUUUACUCAAAGCUCUUCCCUCAGCAGGCAUUAACAGCUCAUCACCUGGUAAGCAGAAGCACAUACACCCCCGCCCUCAGUCUCUUUGGAAGCAUGUAGAGACCUUUUCUGAUGCACUUGUUUCCCUAUUUCUCUCCAAGCCAAACACUUAUCACCCUCCUCAUCUUCACCUUCUAUUCUUGCUGUCACUCUGACUUUGAACAUCACAAACCUACAGCAUCCAGAGCUCCAAUCCCCUAACUUGUGUUAGCCAAUCCCUAUUGGUGCUCUGUGUGCAUGGGCGGCACAGAUAGGGGAUUGCUACAAUGGACAGGGUGGGCCACUAUUACUACUACUUCUCAUGCCCUGCCUUUACAUUAAGUCACUUUCUGGAUUUAUGAAAAAUAAUGCAUGUAAUUAUUUUUAUGACUGGAUAUUCUGAGCCACCUUAUUUUGGUUUUCUUAGAGGUAGGAGCCUCGCGCUCACCACUGCCUGUCAGUCGUUUUGCCUCGAUUGUGUAAUGGUUAUGAAAACUGCUUUUUUUCUUUGUCAUUAUUAUUAAUAUUAUUAUGAAUAUUGUGACUAGUGUCAGAGUGUAUCCUCAAGAGGGCACUGUGGAGACUGUCUCAAAAUUCCACCUCAGUUGCCCUUAAAGCGCCUCAAAUCUCGUCUGAUGGUCAAAGCCCCUUUGAGCUAAAAGGGAUCAAAAGAUAAGAAAGAGAUCGGAUGAGUUUGAUUUUUAAAUCAUGUUUAUUAACUCGCAUAAUCGAUAUGCCUUUGUACACCGUUUUACUGAUCCUUCAUUGUGUCCAAGGUGAUUUGUAUAUAUAAAUAUAUGAUAUUAACCUGUUAUGUAUUUUGGCUCACCAGUUGCCGGGCCUUUCACAGUUGGGGUCAGUGUUUUAUCCUCAUUCUGUGCUUUAAAAAAAAAAGGAAAAAAAUCAGUCUGGGGGGCAUUUCCCAGCACCACUGAAACCAGAUGCAGUUCUUCAUUCACUGAAGCCACAAAGCACCUUGCAAAUGGGGGAGACAAAAAUGACAGUCACCCUGAAAAAUGCAUCAUGUGGACACUGGAGAGUCCACUCCUCUCCACACAGCCUCACUGUCUGACUAAGCAAUAUUGAAGCCACUGAUCAAGAACAGUCCUUGUCAUAGCACUUCCCAAUAGAUUUGAAUGAAAGGACAUGGAAGCAUAUUAUUUUGGCUCUGUAUGUGAUAGUAUGGGAACUCUGUUGGGGCGGGUUAUUUUUUAAAGAAAAUAAAAUUGUUUUUUAUUAAUACUCUUGUUGUGUUACCUUCUUCUUGAUUUAAGACUAUGUGAUUGUUUGUGACUUAAUUUUAUCAUAAGAAUGAAAUUAACUGAAUCAUUUAAAAGGCGAGAUGGAGUCCUGUACUUGUUGCUUUAUUAUCACUAUAACCAACAAUGAGAUGACGCUGGAAUAGUACAA
Messenger RNA from Xyrichtys novacula (pearly razorfish), 29174 nucleotides. NCBI's taxonomy places the organism in Eukaryota, Metazoa, Chordata, Actinopteri, Labriformes, Labridae. The record is from the annotation of a GenBank genome assembly.